AUGUCUCUGAACUCAUUUGUGCUAUUGGUCUUGAUAUUCUACGGGUACUACACCGCCUUGGCGGUGCGUCUUGGUAGCAGUGACGAGGAGGCGAGCGAAGAAGACAAACUUUAUAUCAGAAUGCUACCGAGCAAGCACAUUCGUGUUGGCAGAGUUGUAAUGGAGUCCAUGUUAAGCUCGAUCCGGGAAGCGGUGGACAAAGCAGUUGACGACUUCUGGGAGUAUCAUAAGCUUCUUCCGGAGCCGCGAAUGGUCAAUUUUCCUGCAAACAGUCUAAUUUCCAAACCAAAUCUUCUUGGGAAUGAUCAGCUGGCUCCGGAAAGAGCUGGGCUUCCUAAGCUAACCUCGCCAGUGAACCAGUACGCAUCAUUCCUGCUAGAGAAAAGAUUUUCUGAAGACCCUGAUAGUCAAAGCACUGCCAAUCAGACCUAUGAUGAUUUUCCGAACCCUCUACUAUCAAUAAAGUCAACAGACCUUAUCACCGAUGGUCCAGACAUCUAA
This is a messenger RNA of Gregarina niphandrodes, 501 nucleotides long. RefSeq names its product putative transmembrane protein. The transcript has a single exon. NCBI's taxonomy places the organism in Eukaryota, Apicomplexa, Conoidasida, Eugregarinorida, Gregarinidae. The record is from RefSeq and is a predicted model, not a curated record. Bases 1 to 501 code for a protein of 166 amino acids.